Hyaloscypha bicolor E is the source of this 456-nucleotide messenger RNA. RefSeq names its product ankyrin. The transcript has a single exon. The annotation marks the transcript as partial. Gene Ontology annotation, molecular function: protein binding. Gene Ontology annotation, cellular component: cytoplasm; nucleus. NCBI's taxonomy places the organism in Eukaryota, Fungi, Ascomycota, Leotiomycetes, Helotiales, Hyaloscyphaceae. The record is from RefSeq and is a predicted model, not a curated record.
UUGGACUCCAAAGACUCUUCCUAUGGACGGACGCCGCUAUCAUGGGCGACAGGGAGUGGGCAUGAGGCUGUGGUCAAGCUGCUGCUUGCUACGAACAGAGUUGACCCGGACUCCAAGGACUCUUCCUAUGGACAGACGCCGCUGUCGUGGGCAGCAGAGAAUGGGUGCAAGGAGGUGGUCAAGCUGCUGCUUACUAUAGACAGGGUCGACCCAGACUCUAAGGAUUCUGAAUAUGGACGGACCCCAUUAUCAUGGGCGGCAGGGAGCGGGCAUGAGGCUGUGGUCAAGCUACUGCUCGCUACGGACGGAGUUGACCCGGACUCCAAGGACUCUUCCUAUGGACAGACGCCGCUGUCGUGGGCAGCAAGAUAUGGGGACGAGGCGGUGGUCAAGAUGCUUCUCACUACGGACAGAGUCGACCCGAAUUCCAAGGCUAACAAUGGACUAACGCCGCUG